AUGUCUGCACUCACUCACUCACAAAAGGUGUUUAGGAUGUACAGGAAAUGUCUCAAGUCGAUUAGAGACUACUCUGAGGACUAUGAUUACUUCUUGGCAAACGCUUCAGACUUGCGUAGCGUACUAAAGUCUCGCAAGGAUGAGACCAACCCAUUCUUGGUCAAGAAGUAUAUGAAGGAGUUUGAGAGCUUCUCAAACUACUGGGAUCAUCCAGAUCCUUACAUUCCAUGUGAUGCCCCAGGUGGAUCAAAGUGGCAAAGGAACAUCCCUCCUCCCCAAUGGGCCGUCAACCCAAAGGGACACUUGUUGAACGAAGAUUAA
Messenger RNA from Acytostelium subglobosum LB1, 321 nucleotides. RefSeq lists its product as hypothetical. Gene Ontology annotation, biological process: mitochondrial electron transport, NADH to ubiquinone. Bases 1 to 321 code for a protein of 106 amino acids. The transcript is spliced from 3 exons. The record is from RefSeq and is a predicted model, not a curated record. NCBI's taxonomy places the organism in Eukaryota, Evosea, Eumycetozoa, Acytosteliales, Acytosteliaceae.